Molecule: messenger RNA, 1626 nt
Organism: Tuber melanosporum (Perigord truffle)
Lineage: Eukaryota; Fungi; Ascomycota; Pezizomycetes; Pezizales; Tuberaceae
Exons: 3
Coding region: 1-1293 (430 amino acids)
Biological process (GO): endoplasmic reticulum calcium ion homeostasis
Cellular component (GO): endoplasmic reticulum
Molecular function (GO): calcium ion binding
Source: RefSeq, a predicted model, not a curated record
AUGGCGCAAAAAUAUCUUGGAAAGAUCCUCGGCGACGAGAAAAAUAAGGCUGAACCAAGCAUCGCCUCUGAUGACGACGACUUUGCUGAUUUUGCGACUCCAUCUCCUGCUACCCCACCCCCGUCACCAGUGUCUGUUGCUGCCUCAUCUUUGACCUCUAUCGGUGCCUCCUCAACUCCUGCUGGUGCUCCGAUUGGAUUUGAUGGGCCUUGGUAUGCUCUCUGGGAGCGUCACUCGCUCAGCGAAUUCCAAUUCGAAGGUUACAUUCUCCUCCUUCUCUUCGGCAUACUCGGCUGUCAUGUCUGGGGAACCCGCCGAAAUCGCGCUAUUGCCAAAAAGUUCUUCGACAGCAUUAGUCCUGUCCUAGGACAGGAGUUUGCAUAUGUUGGUUUUGAUUCUUAUGGUCGAGCAAAUACCGAACAAGCCGUUACCGCUGAUUACGCCCUGAAGGAAAACCAUCCUCUCGAGUUUAUCACCUAUGCUUCUGGGAGACAAAAUGUUGCAUUUAUGCACACCACUAUCAAGCUUCAACGCAGAUUAAAUCCAGUCACUUGGUUUGGAGAGCACCUUUUCGCGUUCUUCUUUGAAAGUGUGCCAACCCCUACCGAUAAUGCUACUAUCACUAUUUCCCCUUUUGAUGGUCAAGAUGCUGGAAAGGGUGGCCCAAGCUCUAAGUAUGAUAACUUUAUUUGGGCCUUGGUUAAUAAGAAUCAAAUGAAGAGGUGGAGAGAGGAUCGUUAUGAUCUUUCACUUACUAGAACCUCCGAUUGGGAUGGGCUCCCGAACUGGUUAGCUGUUAUGAGUGAAAGCAAGGAGAUCGGGGACACUGUCUUGACUAAGGAAUUGAAGGAGGCUGUUAUUGGUUGCCAGGAUAUUCUUGAAUACUUGAUCGUUAGCGACCAGCCUAUCGAUAAACCUACUACUCUUGCAGAAACAGUUCCGAAAAAACGCGUUAUUCUCCAGGUCAACAUUCCACCAGACACGGCCCCCACCGCCUUGCCCAAACUCCUUCAGGCAUUUAUUCGCUUGGUUGAUCAUCUCGCAGCGGUUGCUCGCUUCCGCCCAGAGGUUCUCCGAAAGGUCAAGGCCGUUCGCGAAGAAGAGUCUAAGAAACUCCAGAAGCAGGCCGAUGAGGAAAAGGCCGAGGAGCGACAGCAUAAGAAAGACGAGGAUAAGAAGCUCGAAAGAGAGAAGAAGCUUCGUGGAAUGAGUGCCGAGGAACAGAAGAAGUUCCUUGAGAGAGAGCGGGAGAAGGAAACCCGCAAGGCCAUGAAAAGACAGACUAAAAAGUAGUCUUGGGCCCCGGUUUUUCGACUUUUUUGCUUGCUCGUUUUUGUCUAUCCGGUGAAAUGUUAAAAAAAAACUAAGAAAGUGUUGGGGUUUAGGGGAAAUGGAUGAUGGAGUGGACACAUGUUACCGGGCAACGAGUGCCCAAACAUUGGGCUCCGAAUUUUGUAUGGACGCACUGAUGCGCACAGACAAUUGGCCACACUUUUGUUUGAUCACUAUAUUCCAGCACUUAUUGUCCGCAUCAGGUAGGCCGGGUUUGGUUGGGAAAGGGGAUCUUGGGAACCCCCAAACGUGAAGAUGUUCUGAAGGUUGAAUAUAAUGUUGAAUAUCUGUUUA